AUGGCAUUGCGUCAGAAGGCUCAUGCGCGCAAGCGGGAGAAGUACUUGGACGUGUGCCUCAUCGAUGCACUACGGGGCCACGGCCACAAAUGCGAGUAUGCAGCGGAUGGGCCCUUUUGGGCCAUGCGAGACGGCAACAGGUUCGUGAACCCACUGGGGAAAAUCAUCCGCCGCACGGACUGGCAGCACAUUGUCCGAUCACGGGACGCGAAGUUUCUGGUGGCGGCUGAUGCACACUUCAUGGCUUUGCGAAAGCAAGAUGGCUGUCUUCAGCUGAACCACACGAAUAGAACGCACAAUUGGGAAGCAGUCCAGGUCGAUGAUAUUGAAAACCCGGUGUCUUACUCAGCUGAACAUGGAUGGUUUCUGAACCCACGCUUAUGCACGGGCUUCUUUGCCAUAGAGGACGCGGCGGUUGGCGGCACUUCUGGCGGAGAUGUGCUGGGUGGGGCGUGGCAAGACUUGCCGAAUCACGUCGAUGUGGUCACAAUACUUGGAGACUUGACAUCACUGGCCCGAUUCGAUCAAACAAGCACAGCGGCUCAUCGUCUGGUCACAGAUUCGGUGACGUGGACAGGAAGCAGCCCUGGACUCAUCAACUCCCAGGCCGUGCGGGGGGACUGGUUCCGCGGUGGCUCUGAGCUGAGUCGAGCACUGCGGUCUUCCCGCUUCCUUACAGUGGAGUGGCCAAGUGCACGUCGCACAAUGCUGCUAGCUGAAACAAGCAUGACGAUAUGGCGCACAGCCGGAUCAGUUCUGGGACCUCUUCGUUUCAACCUCUGCGCAGCAGAUAUGCCAGAAAGAUGCAUCAUCUCUGUAGGCUCCAAUAUGGAGAGAUGCUGGUGCGAACUUGGCAAUUUACAGGGCGAGGUGGUACUGUGUUCCAUGAGCCACAGUCGACGGGACCGGGAAGCAGCGACACGCACAUGUCGCAUGCCUUGGAGGCCCAUGGAAUCUGAUCGACAACUACACGUUCAAUGGGGACAAUGCACUUUCCAGAUCUGCAUGGACGGAUACUUGCUUGGAUGUUUACCGCUGGAACAUGGGCAGUUUACACACGCAGCACAGGUUGCCAUCCACAUCUUUUGUACAAGAGAGUCUAGAUUGGUCACCGUGCCUAUCUUGGGUGUUUGA
Messenger RNA from Symbiodinium sp. CCMP2592, 1134 nucleotides. The record is from the annotation of a GenBank genome assembly. NCBI's taxonomy places the organism in Eukaryota, Dinophyceae, Suessiales, Symbiodiniaceae.